Messenger RNA from Dermacentor albipictus, 2411 nucleotides. RefSeq names its product peroxynitrite isomerase THAP4-like. The record is from RefSeq and is a predicted model, not a curated record. Lineage: Eukaryota; Metazoa; Arthropoda; Arachnida; Ixodida; Ixodidae. Gene Ontology annotation, molecular function: sequence-specific DNA binding.
ACACGCCACAGCGCGGCCGCGCCGCGAAGCACUCUAUCUGGGAUCGGUGCGCGCCGUGCGAGUGAAUGCCGUAAUCACGAUCGCUUGUCAAGCUCUCUUUCGAUCAACGUUUAUGGAUACCUUACUUUCGACGUCGUCGUCAGAGCAACCCUGCAAAAGGAAGUCUAAAGAGCAUUGCAGCGUACCGUACUGCACAUCUACAAGAUGGAAAAGUCAUGAGUUGUCAUUCCAUCGUUUCCCAAAAGUCAACGAGGCGAAGAGAAGGCAACUAUGGAUCCAGAAACUACGGAUGGGCAAGCCCGUAACGCCAACUAUGGUUGUAUGCUCGCGGCAUUUUCAGCCAGAUGACUACUUCUUCCCAGGAAUCUAUUGCGCUCGCCGUGUGCUCAAGAAAACAGCGGUGCCUAGCCGGAACUUACCUCAGUCCAGUACUUUUGAUGCUUCAAAGGCAGCAAGAUGCCAGCAGCGGGAUGAAGAGAGGCUUCGCAGGAGGCAGCACCGUUCAAAGAAAGCAAUAAGUGGUGCUGGAUCAUCUACCUCUGGCACACCUGUGAGCCCAAAUGAGAGGUACACAAAGCCAGACACACUGGAGGAGACACCCCGAGAAUAUCUCAAGUGUAAGAGUGAGGAACUUGUGGUGAACGUGUACACUGGAAACGAAGAAGAAGUGGCAGAAAUCCUGGCCAACAUGAACUCCACCCAGCGGAGCUACUGAAAAGACUAAUACAAGUUACCUCAGGUGACUUUGCAAGCAGCUUCGUUAAUCACCGACAACGUGAACCCACCAACUGGAUUUUCAUCACAUCUUCUUUACACACGUGAUAUACCAUGAGAGAAUUCUGAAUCUCUCAAGCAUACACUUGCAACGAAUGAGAGAAUAGCCUUGACAAUGAUGAAGUACAAGCACAAUCGGUGUACGACUUCCAUGAAAAACUUAUCUUGUUCUCUUGCCACAUGUACCAGACUAAUUUUGAACAAAACAGAAGUUCUGGUUAAAGUGUGUUCAACUGUCAUAGCUUUGUCUCCAGAAUAUCUGAUUCUUUAGAACAUGACCAUCCAUAUUAAAGUGUACCAAAAGGCAUGCUUGGUGGUGGAUUGCACAGAAGUUCCACCACAAGGACGUCCCUCCCUGUUUGUUUGUGCACAAAAAAAAACAGAAAUUCCCGUUUCAAAAUCGAAAUGCCUGCAAUGUGGUUUGCGGACUUACUCAUUUUAUUAAAGAGAAUAUUUCACAUGCCAAUUAAUGAUUAUAGUAACACUCGGUCCUGAUGGUGUAAUGGCAUUUUUAAGUAAAGCAUAUCAUGGGAAGUCAUGCCGCACUUGCGAGUGAAGCACAUGGUAGGUUACCAGACGCAGCUGUAUUUGAGAAAAGUGGAGACUUAGAUCUGUUCUAACUAAUGCUGGUGAUGGCUGAUGGUGACUAUUAGUGCAAAAAGCUUGUGAGAAUUGUUUAAUUAAGAUCAUCAGGCCACCAUACAAGAAAGGACAAAAAACAGUCUGGCAAAACAGGAGCACCAAGAACACAAAGCAUUGCAUUGGCAAGGACGUGUAGGGCCUGCCUUACAAUGUUUUUCAAUGUACUUACAACACAGAUACCCUGGAGCAUGCUCAACUUGUUGAACAAUGUGAUAGUAAAUGCAAUUUUUGCAGCUCGACCUUCUGUAAGGGCUAUUUUGUUGCUUGCUUCGGAGCUCUCCGUUUAUGAAGAACUUGCAUUUUUGCUUGCGUGCAAUCUCUAUCAAUGAAAGGUCAAGAGUUCAGGGGAAUACCUCAAAUAUCAUGGACUGGCCAAUUGCUUUGCUUCCCUGUCCAUCCUGUUGUAAGGCAGCUGCUUAGCUGCUUGCAUUCAUAAGGAAUGUGGUGGCUGGAACCUCCUUUCAAGGAGAGGUGAUGGAGAGAUAACACAACUAGUCUGGUUGAAUUGCAUGCUUCUUUCAAUGGAAAUGCUCAAGCAACUGCACGGUGUCACAAAGGUGGACAGGCGUAGCACAAAAGGAGGACAAGGUAGAGAAAGUGAUUUGCUGGCACAUGUCUUUUUUUAAGGCUCACUUGCCACAGCAUUCUUAGGUUGUCAUUGCAUAUGGAUGUUAACGAUUCCUUAGCAGUUGAAGUUUAGCGAGCUCUUCAAAUGCUUAUUAUUGUAACGUUGUAUCACAGUUACCAAUCAUUCUUUGUAACGUGAAUUUUUCUUGUUUUAGUCUCUUGUAUUGUCGGAACCAGGCAAUAAGUGUGUUCUUUAUCGGAAGGCUUUGAAAUAUUUUUUUAUUGAGACAGGUAGCACUGAAGAACAUAAUGAAAGAACCAUGCUGUGACAUCAAGCACAUAGGUGAAAACAGUGCAUUUUCUUCUGUAAACGUUUAUGUAUGUUGUUGUGCUGUCAUGCGCUAAUAAAAGGCCAAAUUCAGCCCAGA